GAAAUGUCCGCUUGCCAGCUUUGAGCACAACGACUCUGUAUAGCGCCGGCUUCCAACAACGGAAUAGAGACUAUCAUGCGUCGUUUAACAACUAGAGCCGUUACCCCGGCUAAGCGCCUCACACGCACCCCACGCUCACUUUCAAGGGCACUUUCAUCUCAAAUUGAAACCCAAGCUAAGGACCCCUCUGAACUCGAUCAAGUAACAGAACUCUCCAAUGGCCUACGUGUAGCCACCGAGUCCUUACCGGGCCCCUUCGCCGGUGUAGGCGUAUAUGUCGAUGCAGGCUCGCGCUACGAGAACGAGAGCCUUCGCGGCGUCAGCCACAUCAUCGACAGACUAGCCUUCAAAUCGACCUCGCAGCGGACGGCUGACCAGAUGGUCGAGGCGCUCGAGCGCCUGGGCGGGAACAUCCAGUGCGCGUCCGCGCGCGAGUCGCUCAUGUACCAGUCCGCCAGCUUCAACUCGGCCGUGCCGACGACGCUGGCGCUGCUGGCGGAGACGAUCCGCGACCCCCUGAUUACGGAGGAGGAGGUGCAGCAGCAGCUGGAGGUGGCGGAUUAUGAGAUCACGGAGCUCUGGGCGAAGCCGGAGAUGAUCCUGCCGGAGCUGGUGAAUAUUGCUGCUUAUCGGAAUAAUACGUUGGGGAAUCCGUUGUUGUGUCCGCGCGAGCGGCUAGGGGAUAUUAAUCGCGGUGUGGUGCAGAGGUAUCGAGAGACGUUUUAUAAGCCGGAGCGGAUGGUGGUGGCUUUUGCGGGGGUUGCGCAUGAGGAGGCGGUGAGGUUGACGGAGAAGUACUUUGGGGAUAUGAAACGGGGUAAACGUGGGCUAUUUGGGCCGGGAUCGGCAACGACGCUGGCCGAAGAGGAAUUGCGUUCGUUACCAUCCUUCUCGCCGUCUUCGACGACUUCAACGAUCUCCGCAAACUUGUCAUCCAUCCCGUCACCUCCCCCUCCAUCAACUCCUACAUCCAGCUCCAAGGCCACCAAUGGCGGCCUCCUCUCCCACAUCCCUUUCCUCAAACACCUCUCAACCUCCUCCUCCCACAGCGCCUCCGUCACCCCCCUCGACACCUCCCUUCUCCACCCAUCCACCCUCGACCUCCAUCGCCCUUCCCACUACACAGGCGGCUACCUCGACCUUCCCCCGAUCCCCCCACCCGCAAACCCCACACAUCCACGCCUCAGCCACAUCCACAUCGCCUUCGAAGCUCUCCCCAUCUCUUCUCCAGACAUCUACGCCCUCGCCACCCUGCAAACCCUACUAGGCGGCGGCGGCUCGUUCUCCGCCGGCGGGCCGGGCAAGGGCAUGUACUCCCGCCUCUACACCAACGUCCUCAACCAGCACGGCUGGGUCGAGAGCUGCAUGGCCUUCAACCUCAGCUACACCGACAGCGGCCUCUUCGGCAUCUCCGCCUCCUGCGUCCCGUCCCGCGUCACAGCGAUGGUCGAGGUGAUCUGCAAGGAACUGCACGCGCUGACGACAGACUCGCGCUUCUUCGCCCUACAGCCCGCCGAGGUCAACCGGGCCAAGAACCAGCUGCGCUCCGCGCUCCUAAUGAAUUUGGAGUCGCGCAUGGUGGAGCUGGAGGACCUGGGCAGGCAGGUGCAGGUCCACGGGCGCAAGGUUGGGGUGCGGGAGAUGUGUGCGCGCAUCGAUGCGUUGACGGCGGAGGAUCUGAGGAGGGUGGCGAGGGAGGUGCUUGGCGGCCAUGUGUAUAAUAAGGGGAAUGGGACGGGGAAGCCGACUGUUGUUGUGCAGGAGGGGAUGAUGGAGGGGGUCCAGUUGCAGCCGAUUCAGUGGGAGCAGAUCCAGGAGCAGAUUGCCAUGUGGAAGUUGGGGAGGAGGGAUUAAUGUCGUCUUUUCCUUUUUUUAUGUUUUCAUAUCAACGGGGUGUUUACCGAUUUACUUUGUUCAUCCAUCUGAUGCUUUGAAUAUAUUUUUUUUUUGUAUUAGCUACGGAUGGACUUGUAUUACUGAUCUCAAUUGACUUGGGCUACAUAAACCAUCUUAGGUACCUACCUCUCUCUGCUUUUUUAUCAUUGUCGGCUUCUGCGCAGAUAGACGGUGUUGCAUUCAUUUUGCUUUUGUCCUAUUUAUAUUUAUACUUAUAUACAUAUACAUAUAUCGUUAUUCUCAUCUUUGCUUAUCUGUCUAUAUUUAUAAUUAAGACCAUUGGUGUGACUUUCCCUUCUCCCUUUCUUUUUUCUUUUUUUCUUUAAUAUGCUGAUGUUCCUCUUCUUUCGGUUACUGGUAUGCUGAUAUGCAUACUAGAUACACCGGCCUGCCCCUCCUCCUCCCCUCUAUUGCCCAUAUCUAGAAAUUGGUUUAAAAAGCAAAGUAGCGAAAAUCAAUUUGAUUUAACUAUAGGUUGG
Blastomyces dermatitidis ER-3 is the source of this 2375-nucleotide messenger RNA. Its product is annotated as mitochondrial processing peptidase. NCBI's taxonomy places the organism in Eukaryota, Fungi, Ascomycota, Eurotiomycetes, Onygenales, Ajellomycetaceae. Gene Ontology annotation, cellular component: mitochondrion. Gene Ontology annotation, molecular function: metal ion binding; metalloendopeptidase activity. The transcript has 2 exons. The coding region runs from base 76 to 1854 and encodes 592 amino acids. The record is from RefSeq and is a predicted model, not a curated record.